CCGACAUUCAAUUUACACUCAUCCAGUCCAUCCGCGAGCUUCCAGCUCAGCUACGGUGCUAGUGUUUUAGUUCAGUAGUUCGUAAAAAUGGCUGUCACUGGGUUGACGUAUUUGUCAACUACUCUCCUGUUGGCCGCGAUCGUCAGCCCCAGUUUGCCGAGAGUAAACGGAAAUACCCACCUGGUGCAUCGGCGCUUCGAAUACAAAUAUUCCUUUAAACCGCCCUACCUGGCGCAAAAGGAUGGAACGGUUCCCUUCUGGGAGUACGGUGGCAACGCAAUUGCUAGUUCGGAGAACGUGCGAAUAGCGCCCUCACUGCGCAGUCAAAAAGGUGCCAUCUGGACAAAGCAUAAGACCGCCUUCGACUGGUGGGAGGUGGACAUUGUGUUCCGUGUAUCCGGUCGGGGACGAAUCGGUGCCGACGGGUUGGCCUUCUGGUACACGACGGAAAAAGGUGACUACACCGGCGAUGUAUUCGGUUCCUCCGAUCAAUGGGUCGGUCUGGGAAUCUUUUUCGAUUCCUUCGACAACGAUAACAAGCACAACAACCCGUACAUAUCAGCUGUGCUCAAUGAUGGAACGAAGAAGUUUGAUCAUCAGAACGAUGGCUCGACACAGUUGCUUUCCGGGUGCCUGCGAGACUUCCGAAACAAGCCAUUCCCGACACGUGCCAAAAUUGAGUACUACAACAAUAUUUUAACCGUUCUGUUCCACAACGGCAUGACGAACAACGACCAGGAUUACGAAAUGUGUUUCCGAGCGGAGAAUGUCGUGCUGCCGAAAACGGGCCACUUUGGUAUAUCAUCUGCUACCGGAGGUUUGGCCGACGAUCACGAUGUUUUCCAUUUUCUGACCACCUCGUUGCACAUACCGGGACAGAUCAAGGAAGAGGUACCUCAGGAUCAAGAUCAGGCCAAACUAACCCAGGAAUACCAGGACUAUCAAAAGAAACUGGAACUGCAGAAAGAGGAAUACAGAAAAGAUCAUCCCGAAGAGCAGAAAGAGGAUGUGGACAGCUGGUUCGAAGACUACAACGCUCGCGAGUUGCGUCAAAUUUGGGAAGCACAAACUUCUACCCACGAACAGUUGAAAGCACUUAACACCAAGCUGGACGAGGUGAUAGGUCGUCAGGAGCGAACCCUUGGAUUGCUGUCUGUACAAGGAGGUGCACCACCACCACACAUUCAACAGCAAGCACCACCGCAGCCAGGCGUUCCACAGAUCGGAUCCGGAGCGGCUAUCCAGCGCCACGAGGUUGACGCGCUGCUGCAGAAUCAGAAUGUGGUGGUCCAAACGGUACGCGAGAUUCGUUCUAUCAUUGGUGAGGUGCACGCGAGAGCCGAUUCGAUUCUGAAUAAUCAGGCGCGUGCCCCUACAGCACAAAUUCAGGCCGGAGGAUACGAUAUGCAGAGUUUGAUACACGAAAUGCGCGACGGAAUGAAUCAAGUGAAACAAGGAGUCGCAGGUGUUACCCAAAGACUUCAGCAACCUAACGCACAAUCGAACGUGCAAUGCGCCACGCAGAACUGCGUCGGAAUGACGGCUUUCCUGGUGACGAUUGUCGUUCACUUAAUGGUGAUACUAGGCUACAAUAUGUACAGAGACAGUAAAGACGCUCAGGCGAAGAAAUUCUACUAAAAAAGCGUAUUGUGCUCGAGACAAUUACUAGCAAACCCGAGAGGAGUAACGUUCGAGCGCUAGCUAACAUCAAUGAAUGCAAAUUAUAGACUGUCCAUCCAACCAACAAACCAACCGUACAGCAUAUUCAGUAUGAUUACGAUCGAUUAGUUUAGUUAUACAAGAAAAUUAAGUGAUGAUGAAAAAAAAGUAUAUAGCAGCGUAAAUUUUGCGUCUGAAGCAGUAGUUCUAUCGAUUCAAUAAAUGGAUUUAGGAAAUCAUGAAAAUAUCCAGCUAGCAUCCGGGUAAUGCAACGGCACGCAGAAAGCAUUUAUUACUUAACACACAGCAAACGCACUGAAUCGGGUUGGUAUGGAGUGAUCGUUGGCGCGAGAGGAUCCUCGUUAGUUUUCAAAUUUUAUGUUGUCCUUUCUGCUUAUUAGUGAGUGAGAUUGAAUUUGAUGUUUUAACUGUUCGGUGGAUAUAACACAUUCUGUAGUAAUUUUAGUGACAGUUUAUGUUGGUUGCUGAUGCUACCAAUCACUGAAGCAUCUCGAAGUUCGUUCUUCCCAAUGGGUAGCCUAAAUAUUAUGCGGUUGUUUUACAAUAGUUUUUUUUUGAUGAAUGUCAGUGUAAAUGUGUGUUAUAUUUGUGUAUCGAUUCACAAGAACGAGAAUUAUUUAAAAAUAAACAAAGUUUAUUGAAUAUUG
Messenger RNA from Topomyia yanbarensis, 2327 nucleotides. RefSeq names its product protein ERGIC-53 (gene ergic53). Gene Ontology annotation, molecular function: D-mannose binding. Gene Ontology annotation, cellular component: endoplasmic reticulum membrane; endoplasmic reticulum-Golgi intermediate compartment; COPII-coated ER to Golgi transport vesicle. Lineage: Eukaryota; Metazoa; Arthropoda; Insecta; Diptera; Culicidae. Gene Ontology annotation, biological process: endoplasmic reticulum to Golgi vesicle-mediated transport; Golgi organization; endoplasmic reticulum organization. The coding region runs from base 88 to 1638 and encodes 516 amino acids. The transcript is spliced from 5 exons. The record is from RefSeq and is a predicted model, not a curated record.